Bursaphelenchus xylophilus (pine wood nematode) is the source of this 4273-nucleotide messenger RNA. The record is from the annotation of a GenBank genome assembly. Lineage: Eukaryota; Metazoa; Nematoda; Chromadorea; Rhabditida; Aphelenchoididae.
AUGGACGAUUUGAUUUCGUCGACUUCGAGCAGCACUAGUGACCGGUUAGGUAAGUGUCCGAAGUGUGGAGCUGGAUUUCCCGAGCAUUUGAAGCUAAUUUACGACCUUAUUUUAGGUUGGCUGGACGUAAAUGCCUUCAAUUUGGAAGUGGAGAGAAACAAAGUUAGAAAUCAUACUGAAAAGUGAGUAGAACGAGUCCUGGAGUUGUCAAAUACCAUAUCUACUAUUUCAUUUUUCAAUUUUUUUUAAUUUAGCUACAAAUGGCAAAACAACAAAAAGUUGGUGGUCCGCAGAGGAAUCGGCUUCACAAUUCACCUUUCCACGUCCAAACCUUUCAAUCUGCGGGCACACGCGAUAAUUUUUAUUUUUAAUAUUGGCACAGGACGUUCCCAGCCGAACGCUACGCAGCAAAUCCAAGUCCUCCCAAAAAUCGCGAUGGAGCAAUCCCAAUUCGGGACUGAUUGGGCCGCCGAAAUAUUGGAGAGUGAUGAGAAUUCGGUGGCUGUUGAGGUGAGAUAUUUUUUGGGGGAAAAAUAAAAAAAAUAUUUGUAAAAAACGCCAAAUUUUAUGACGAAAAAAACUACCCCGCACGUCAGUCCAAAAUAGAACAAAAAAUUUCCCGCCCCUUUUUGGUGAUUCGUUCAAAACGAAAUGUCACUAUCCGAUAAAACGCAUUUUCUUAUCUUUCUUCUCCCUUUUCGAGAAAAAGGAAUUAUUUCGAACGAGAAAAAGUGCCGAUAAUUUCGUGACAUUUCGUCUCUCUUUUAAAUCAAUGAAAACGAUACGAAGUUUCGAAACGGUUCAGGAAAUGCGCUGGAUUGACGUGCCCCGGGGCAAUCGGAUUUCCUUCAAAUCUUCUAGGCUUGUUAUUUCUGAAAAUUUUGGCUUAUACGUAGUAGUUAGACAAACAUUAAAAUACAGUAGAUGUAAAAAAUAUUUCGGUUAUUUCCCAAAGUUCGACCAGUCGAUUUUUUUCAAAAAUUUUCCCUAACGCUCCACAUAGGUCCCCUAUCAAUUCCUACAAAAUUUAGCCCAUGCUUUUGAACUAGGCCCGAGAUAUUCGUCUUUGAAGUCGAGGGAGUACUGAAAAUGAGGAGAGUUGGACAGACGGCCGAGGGUUUUCAGCCGUAUCUUUUGGAAUUCCGCUUUAAGAAAAUUGAUUUUUUGUACAAUAGAAAAAUUCUAUCCGGCAGCUUGAACAGAAUACUAAUGUGCCGAGUUGCAACGUGUAUGAGGGUCCCUAGUCUAGGUCCUAUCUAAGAUACCAAGCCCAAUUACUACUAUACAAAAAAAUUACACUGAUCAACUCACAAAGUUUAACUCCACGGGAUACGACGAGUUGACCAGACAAUACCAUACAAUAGACAAACAAAUAGUAGACAAUUUAUUGCGCAGCGGUAAAUUGUCUGCAGAAUAAUUUACACUUCUUCACACCCUUCACACUCAUUGAUUGGACGAUUUCCAUUCCUUUUAUACCAAUUUGUAGGACAUUGGAAAUAUGCAAAUUUUCACGCGAAGUGGUGACACUAAAUUUACUCCAUGAAAAUCGGAAAAAAUUGAUAAUUUUCAGAAUGUUUUGACCAAAAAUUCAUGAUUUUUUUCGUCAAAUUGCUCGCUAAAAACCUCACCCACACUAACCAUCAUUCUUUAGAUCCACAUCCCCAUAAAAUGCAUCAUCGGUUGUUGGAGAGUCCGCAUUUUUAGUGGCUCCUCCGAUGAGAAUGAGCAAAUCAGCAACGUCCAUGAAUGUAGUGUGUCUAAAUUUCAAAAAUUGGAUGUUUAUGUGCUUUUCAACCCGUAUUUGGAGGGUAAGCGAAAGUUUCGGCCAAGUAUUAGAACAAAAAUUUUUGAAAGCAAAUUUGGGUUUUUGCUUUCCAAAAUUUUUUUUGCUUUACAAAAUUACUGUCUUGGCUUUCCGAAAAAUUAAUCUUGCUUUCCGAAAAAGUUAAUUUCCGCUUUCCAAAAUUUUAAUUUCCGCUUUCCAAAAUUUUAAUUUUCGCUUUUCAAAAAAUUUAAUUUUUGCUUCCCCGAAAAAAAUUUGUGCCGGCUCCGCUGGGAAAAGCUUGCGUCGCGGCAGUAUCGCACUUGCACGGUGCAAAAAGGGGUUUUGUGCACGGUGCGGUCCACUUCCGCGACACGCACUGUGCAAAAACAGAAGUUUUCUUUGCACUGUGCAAUAGGCUUUUUUGGGCUGUCGCUCGCACCCUGACGUUUUCCGCACAGUGCACUUUUAUUGCCAACUUUUGUCUGUUCUUUCGACGAAGUCGAAUCAAAAGUGGAAAGGAAGAGGAGUGUGUACGCCCAUAGCCCGUUGAAAGCACGCCAUCCCGUCCGAUCUGGCAAGUUAAGCAACGGUGCGCUUGAUUAGUACUUGGAUCGGAGACGUCCUUGGAAUCUCAAGUGGCGUACGCGUUUUUGACUUUUUUGCAAAUCAAAAUCAUAUUUUCCUUCCGGAAGGGCUGUGAUUCAAAAAAAAAAAAUUUUCCAACUUUAGCGGACCCCUCAUUCUACGAAAACGCCUGUGAACGCGCGUUUUAUCUGAAUCAACAGACGGAAUUGUCGUUUUCCGGGACAAAAGUCGGCCCAAAUAGUUACAAUUUUAGCAAAAACCCAUGGGUUCAUGGACAGGUAAGAUGACUUUCAGCUUUUUUUAGAGUCCAAAAUUCGAAUUUCAACCCAAAAAAUACAUAUUUUUUAGUUUGAUGAAAACACCCUAAAAACGGCCGUAUUUUUGCUGGAAAAGAUGACAAAAGACGAGAAGAAGCCGAAAACGACCGGAAUUACGGUGAAUGAUCGGAUGAAUGUGGUCCGGGUGAUUAGAAAAAUGGCGUUUGCGGUAAAAACAAUCUUCUUCAUGACAGCGGACGCGGAAAUUGAUGACACAAAUUUCAUCUCAACCAAGCAACUGAUCGACAAAUUUAUCGAAUCCCAGCGCUCGCUAAUUUCAACAGAGAGUUUCGUACAAGCGAAUCUUUACAUCUCGUUGAUUCGUUCGUUGGGAAUUUGUGCCCGUUCGGUUACUUGUAUCGAAGCCAGCUACGACGCGGAUCCCACGUUGACGGUGGACCGGGCUUUCGUCAAGAAUUCGGACGACUUUACGUUUGAGCCGAUGAGAAAUAGUGUGGUGAGCUUUUUGAAAAAAUUGAUUGUAAAAUACGAGGUAUUAACUUAUAUUAUAUAUACAUAGACUUACAAGGGAAGUACUACAAGUCUUUAAACUUGCACACCCGUCAGAAAUAAGCCACAUUCAAUUCGUAAAAGCUUUACAGCGACGGACCUGAUCCAGUGGCAAAAAACGUAUCAUUUCGCAAAAUGAUACGUUUUUUGUGACUGGAUCCGGUCCGCCACUCUAGUUCGUACUUUGCCGGCGCAGCCGAGAUAUUCAACGAUCUUUACGGCCGAGAGAGUACGCAAAACGCGGAGAGCGGUCAGAGAGAAAAACACUUUUUGGCCAUAAAUUUUGUAGAAGAUUAUCCGGUAGAAGCAGAAACACAACUUUUUCAUGUUAAAACUCGCCACAAAGUACCCAUCUUUGCCAGUUUUCGAGCGAUUUGCCAGUUUUUCGAGUAGAAGGCUUGGCUGUCAAUCAUUAUUCAGAAAAAAUUUUUUUUUCAACUUUCAAGGUCUUAGCAAACUUUCUAUCAGUCUGUCGGGAAAAUAACGACCACAUAUUCACAUCUAAAAUUGUGAUCGCCGCACGUCAAACUGAGGAGUCCGGUGACCGGAAUAGACUCUUCGCUAUCAGUUUUUUACAUUUCGUCUUGAUUUCCAGAGAAAGAGAGAAAAAAGACACGCAAAAGCGUACUCUCUCGCCCCAAAAAUUCCCCAUUUCAAACGUUUUUUCGCGUCUUUUUUUUGGCAAAGUGCCAAUCCGUUCAACGGACUGUUUUAGCUUUCUCAGUUUGACGUGCGUACUCUAACUGGAUCAGGUCCGUCACUCUACUGUAAAUUCGUUUAGGGUCAGCUCUGGGAAUGCACGCGAACCUACCACAUCUGGGUCGAAUGUUUUUGCCGCCGCUCGGACAUUGGCUCCGAGUUCGACGGCUGGCAAUUGGUCGAUCCGACAGCGCCCGAGUCCCCGUUAUCGGCGCGACAAUUUGGGCCGGCUUCAUUGCGCUCUUUGAAGGCGACAAAACUGGAGGUUCCCUACGAUGCCAGACUCUUUUAUGGAAUGUAUCGCAGCAACAAAGUCCAAUGGUUUUAUGAAUACGAAAGCGAAGCGGACGAGUACAGAUUAUUGCAUGUGAAAUUCUGCUGGGGGAAUGAGUUGUAA